CUCCGCCGUCGGUAGGCGCGGGCGGGGGGCGGAACCUGCCCCUCGUCCCGGCCGGAACGACAGGUGGUGGGCGCUGCCUGCGAGGACGGGACGGUGCAGGUAUCACAGAUGGCAAGGAAAACAGGUUUUUUCCUCCAAGUGAGUCUUUCAAAACGGCUGAUUUAGAGCUCUGGAGUGUGGAUGGUUGCUCCACCCCAGGGAAAUGAAACUUUCAGGGAGGCUUUCAGGAGGAAGAGCUAAUAAAUUGCUCUGAAGUUGAUGCAAGCUUCUCUGGGAAGAAGAGCAGGGCCUGGAAAGCCUGUGAUAGAGAGCAGCUGUCUUCAGAUACUUGCAUUAUAUCUCAGACGUGCUUUCCUGCCAGCUACUUCGGUGCAGAAGAUUAGCAGACAUGUCCAUAGCACUCAAGCAAGUCUUUAAUAAAGAUAAGACUUUCCGCCCAAAACGCAAGUUUGAACCUGGAACCCAGAGGUUUGAACUUCACAAACGAGCGCAAGCAUCUCUCAACUCGGGCGUGGACUUGAAAGCAGCUGUGCAGUUGCCCAGUGGCGAAGACCAGAAUGAUUGGGUGGCUGUUCAUGUUGUUGACUUCUUCAAUAGGAUCAACCUCAUUUAUGGAACUAUCUGUGAGUUCUGCACGGAGAGGACCUGCCCAGUGAUGUCUGGAGGCCCCAAGUAUGAGUACCGGUGGCAGGAUGACUUGAGGUACAAGAAGCCCACAGCAUUGCCAGCGCCCCAGUAUAUGAAUCUUCUCAUGGACUGGAUCGAGGUGCAGAUCAACAAUGAGGAUAUAUUUCCUACAAGUGUAGGUGUUCCCUUUCCAAAAAACUUUCUCCAGAUCUGCAAGAAGAUACUUUGUCGGCUUUUUCGGGUAUUUGUUCAUGUCUACAUCCAUCACUUCGACCGUAUCAUCCUUAUGGGGGCUGAGGCCCAUGUCAACACCUGUUACAAGCAUUUUUAUUAUUUUGUGACAGAGCUCAACCUCAUAGACCGCAAAGAACUAGAGCCUUUGAAAGAGAUGACAGCCAGGAUGUGUCACUAAAAACUACCUGCUGAAGAAAAGCAAAGUUCAGUUUCCUUCCUAAUGCAGAGUUCAAGAACAUGACAGCCCUUGUGGACUGAACCUGCUUGUUAAUCCCUGAAACCUGGAAAGUUACUGUCACAAAUGCUUCUCUCAAGUGUCAAAGUUGUUAACCCUAAAUCUGCUGCUAGGAACCUCAUCUGAGCAACAUGGAUUAUUGAGAAAAAGAAGAGUCAUGUCAGUUCAAGCUCCUUUAUCAGGAAUAAGAUCCUCUUCAGCCACAAACAAUGGCAGACAGUGCCCCUGCUGCCAAAGCUUUACUGAAAUUCAAGUCCCUGGGCUGACCUCCAGACUAGUUGUUUUGAAAUUAAAUCUGCAAUCUUGCUUUCUUUUUCUUUUGUUUCUUGGUAUGUGUUUUCUUUCCUAACUGCAACAGACAAUUAAGAGGUUCUGGAAUCAAAGAAGACUUAGCCUUUAAUGCCCCCUUAUCCUGCUCCAGGCCACCCAAGGCUUGGCCACCAUUCCCAAAUGCCAGCAAGCCUUGUGUUUCUGGGAAGACAGCUAUGUCCUUCAGCUGAACAGGCAGUUUAUGCUUCAUUGUGACUCAUAAUUUAAUGACAGUAGGAGGGUUUCUGAUCUCAACUACAUGAACAGGGAUGCAGAUAAGGCUCUGCAGUGCUGAGGUAUUUUCCUUGAAUUUAUGCUGUGACUGACAGCAAUUGAUCUCAGUAUCUCCAUAUUACAUAAAAAAAAACACCUACAGUCAUCAUUUUCCUGAAGUACCCAAGGAAGUACACCAAUCUGUCAUGUAAUUUCAUAUCUUUCUACCCCCUUAGGAAAAGGAUCCUUCUCAAUCACCCUUAAAUAUCAUCUUUUUAGGGAAAAAUUAAUUUCAUUUGAGUAGCUUGCAGGAAGAUACAGUCAAGAUGGGUAGUAAGAAAGUUAGAGCAGGAGGGACUAAUUGAAGGUCUCUGUUGCAGUGCCUAGCAAUGUGACUUGCUUUAUACACUGGGCCAACACAAUAUUUUUUUCCAGAACUUAAUCCAAUUUAAUUAACACAUUUAUGGACAGUCUGGAAGGAUCCUGUGCAGCAAAUCAAGUCUUUUAAGCCAAAUACGCCCUGAGGAGACUUUCUUCUGAAAAAAAAAAAAA
Molecule: messenger RNA, 2170 nt
Organism: Poecile atricapillus (Black-capped chickadee)
Lineage: Eukaryota; Metazoa; Chordata; Aves; Passeriformes; Paridae
Gene: MOB3B
Product: MOB kinase activator 3B
Exons: 5
Coding region: 389-1039 (216 amino acids)
Biological process (GO): positive regulation of protein phosphorylation; signal transduction
Cellular component (GO): cytoplasm; nucleus
Molecular function (GO): protein kinase activator activity
Source: RefSeq, a predicted model, not a curated record